AUGGCUCCCGUCCUCUUGACCGCCUUCGUCUUCCUGCUGGCCUUCCUCGGCACCGGCGCGUCGGACGGGGAGGAUUACGCCGGAGACGAGGCGGAGCGGACGGCCGGUGACAGCCUCGUUUUCGACGACUACCGAGGGAAAGGAUGCGUGGACGACAGCGGUUUCGUCUACAAGCUCGGGGAGCGCUUCUACCCGGGCCACUCCAGCUGCCCGUGCGUGUGCACUGAGGACGGGCCGGUGUGCGACCAGCCCGAGUGCCCCAAACUUCACCCCAAGUGCACCAAAGUGGAGCACAACGGCUGCUGCCCCGAGUGCAAGGAGGUGAAAAACUUUUGCGAAUACCGAGGAAAAACCUACAAAAUUCUGGAAGAGUUUAAGCCGUCACCUUGUGAAUGGUGCCGCUGCGAACCAAAUAAUGAGGUGCACUGUGUGGUGUCCGACUGCGCCGUCCCAGAGUGCGUCAACCCUGUGUACGAGCCGGAGCAAUGUUGUCCCAUCUGUAAAAAUGGUCCAAAUUGCUUCGCUGGAUCGACGAUCAUCCCAGCUGGAAUUGAAGUAAAAGUGGACGACUGCACCAUCUGCCGCUGCCAUGUUGGAGAUUGGUGGAAACCGGCACAGUGCUUGCGGCGCGAGUGCCUCAACGGCCAGUCGUCGUAGAGAGACUCCAGUGGGGAUGCGAGAUAUGAUCAGGUGGCGCCCUGCCAACCUACUCCGCCAUUUUACAUGACUGACAGGGCAGGAGCACAAUUCUGAAGCAAGCUGAUGCGGAAUACUGUCCAAUAUGACAUGGUCUCGUGAUUCCAGAGUUGAUGAUGAAGGUGACGAUGAUGGACGUGGAACUGGGCUUCGGUCUUUUCCCAACACUUUUCACUCAUAUUUGCAGAAUUUGACUUGCUUAGCUUGCCGCCUUCAACGCUUCAGGUUUGAACUUGUUCUUC
Syngnathoides biaculeatus (alligator pipefish) is the source of this 938-nucleotide messenger RNA. RefSeq names its product von Willebrand factor C domain containing 2 like (gene vwc2l). Gene Ontology annotation, biological process: negative regulation of BMP signaling pathway. The record is from RefSeq and is a predicted model, not a curated record. Bases 1 to 657 code for a protein of 218 amino acids. Gene Ontology annotation, molecular function: protein binding. Gene Ontology annotation, cellular component: AMPA glutamate receptor complex. The transcript has 3 exons. NCBI's taxonomy places the organism in Eukaryota, Metazoa, Chordata, Actinopteri, Syngnathiformes, Syngnathidae.